AUGCUCCACCCGUAGACCCCUCCAUAGGCUCAAACUGUAGUGUUGGUCAUAGAACAGUCAGAAUAGAUAGCAAAAUUUCUGAAGAAACUGAUGGGAGAACAUGAAAAUAUAGUAAAGUUUGUUGAUGCAAAUGUCCUUAAGGAGAAUGAUGGCACAUACAUCUUAAUUUUAAGCGAGCUUUGUUCACAAGGAACUCUUUUCGAUCUUCUAUAGAAAGGCCUUCUGCACAUGCAUCAAUAAUCUCCAGCUAUCGCUCAUAGAGAUAUAAAGAUUGAAAAUGUCUUAUUAAACAAUAAGAGAUUCAAACUUUGUGAUUUCGGUUCUGCAUCAACUUCUGUUUUGGAUUACUCAGUUAUGAAUGAUCAGCAUAUGAUAGAUGAGACUAUUGAAGAAUUCGAAAAGUAUACUACAAUGAUGUACAGGCCACCAGAAAUGAUUGAUAAAUACAAAAAAUUCUUGGUCAAUACCUAAGCUGAUGUUUGGAUGCUUGGCUGCGUAGCUUACACACUUUGCUUUUUUUAACAUCCAUUCUAAGAAUCAUAAAAGCUUGGAAUCAUUAAUGCUCAUUAUUUUAUGCCAGCAGAUAGCAGAAUUUCAAACAAAUUAAAGGAUUUUGUUAGAUUGAUGCUAAGAGAUGCAUAAGAAAUCAAAUUAAGAUCAGAGAACCAGCCUGAUACAUCAAAAGUCACGAAUAAUACUUAGAAUUAGUUUAAAUCAUAAAAAUCAAUAGAUAGAGAUUUAACAGCAGAUGACAUCUAAAAAAUAUAAGAAAAGCUGAGGCUUGAGCACUAAAACUCCUUAAAUAAGAAAAAGCAGCAUGUACCCUUGCCUUCUGCUUACUCUAAUAUUAGCAAUUAAUAAUAAAUUCAAUAGCCAAUCAUUGAUAAAUCUAAAUCUCAUGUUGUUACAUCCAGUAUAUAUCAGCUUGAUUAACAGUUGCAGUAGCCACCUUAGCAAAAACAGUAAAAUGCAGCUGGUAAUGGUGAUUUCUUUAACUGGGGAAAUAGCAACGGUAACACUCAGUAAGUAAGACCAUAAUAACAAUAAAUACCAUUGAAAUCACAAAGUAUCGUCUAAAACUAAUCAAAUGAUUGGUUCUUUGAUUUCAACAAUUAGUAGUCUAACAGCAAUAAUAAUAGACCAGUUCAAAAUACUUCCUAGAUACAAAUUUAGAAAUAGUCUUCUAUUUAAACAGCAAAUCUUUUGGAAUUAGACAGCCAGCCUUUGAUUCAAAAGCAAACUGAUCUAUUGAGUGAAUUAUCUUCAUUAGAUUUUGGAUUUUCUGCAUCAACUCAGCAAACUUAGAGCUAAUAAUUCAAUCAAUAGUAGUAGCCUUAGCAAUAAAAAGCCAAUGAUUUCUUUAGUUUCUGA
This is a messenger RNA of Stylonychia lemnae, 1371 nucleotides long. Lineage: Eukaryota; Ciliophora; Spirotrichea; Sporadotrichida; Oxytrichidae. The record is from the annotation of a GenBank genome assembly.